Molecule: messenger RNA, 2468 nt
Organism: Cucumis melo (muskmelon)
Lineage: Eukaryota; Viridiplantae; Streptophyta; Magnoliopsida; Cucurbitales; Cucurbitaceae
Product: ABC transporter B family member 26, chloroplastic
Exons: 18
Coding region: 152-2257 (701 amino acids)
Biological process (GO): transmembrane transport
Cellular component (GO): membrane
Molecular function (GO): ABC-type transporter activity; ATP binding; ATP hydrolysis activity
Source: RefSeq, a predicted model, not a curated record
GCUCGACAAGAAUUCUACUGGCUCGGCGAGGAGUGAGCAUUUUGGUCUUUGCUGUAACGUUGGAGCGGCUUUUUUCUUGUCCUUCAUGAAUCUUCAGAUAACAAUUCUGAGCUCCUAAUUGAUCGAAUCCAAAAGCCAUUGAUUUCCAUUCAUGUCUUCGUUCAUUUGCAAUAUACAAGUUCCUCAUCCCAAUCUUUUGCUUUCACGUCAGCUACAUGUUGAUAAAAUUCGCUCUCAAGGACUUACUUUCACCGACAAUAAGGCUCUGCGGUGGAAUCAUUUAUCAACAGAUUGUCGAUUCCUGUUACCUCCACUGAAGUCGGCCAUUAACGGAUAUGGAAUCUCAGUUCCAAGUUCUUCGGAAGAACGAGAAGAAAGCCAUGGCGAAGCUGAGUUUGAUAUUGUAGAUAAGCUUCGGGGAUUGCUUGGCCACUUACGUUCGAUUUUGCCUGGUGGGAGCUGGUGGAGCUUAUCCGAUGAAGCUGAAGUCAGAAUUUCGGUUGAACCAGUGACUGUGACUCGGGCACUUGGCAGGAUGUGGGACCUGGUUGCUAGAGACCGUUGGAUCAUCUACUCCGCAUUUUCUGUUUUGGUUAUUGCGGCGCUUUCAGAGAUAUCCAUACCGCACUUCUUAACAGCAACGAUAUUUUCUGCUGAGAGUGGCAAAAUCUCAGUAUUUCGCAGGAAUGUGCAACUCUUGAUGUUCUUGUGUAUCACUUCAGGAAUAUGCAGUGGUGUUCGAGGUUACUGUUUUGGAGUUGCCAACAUGAUCCUGGUUAAAAGAACAAGAGAAACACUUUAUUCUGCUCUUCUUCUACAGGAUAUAUCAUUUUUUGACAAUGAAACUGUUGGUGACCUUACAAGUAGGCUUGGUGCUGAUUGCCAGCAAGUGUCGAGAGUCAUUGGAAACGAUCUUAAUUUGAUAUUACGCAACAUUCUUCAGGGGGGUGGUGCUUUGAUCUAUUUGCUUCUUUUGUCAAAGCCUCUUGGUUUAUGCACUCUGAUGAUAUGUUCCACUUUAGGAGCAAUUAUGCUAGUGUAUGGCCGGUAUCAGAAGAAGGCAGCAAAGAUUGUCCAAGAUGUCACUGCUUCUUCCAAUGAUGUUGCACAAGAAACAUUGUCUUUGAUCAGAACAGUUCGUGUUUAUGGGACUGAGAAGGAGGAACUUGGAAGGUACGAGAUGUGGUUGGAAAGAUUAGCUGAUGUGAGCUUAAGACAGAGUGCAGGAUAUGGCCUUUGGAAUUUUAGCUUUAAUUUUCUUUACCAUACGACUCAGGUCAUUGCUGUGCUAUUAGGAGGAACAUUUAUUCUAUCCGGUCGUAUUACAGCUGAACAGCUUACAAAGUUUAUAUUGUAUAGCGAAUGGUUAAUUUAUUCAACAUGGUGGGUGGGGGACAAUUUAUCCUCCUUGAUGCAAUCUGUUGGGGCAAGUGAAAAGGUUUUUCAGUUGAUGGAUCUCUUGCCUAGCGACCAAUUUGUAUCACAAGGAACAAAGUUGCAGAGACUGUCAGGGCACAUUGAGUUUUUGGAUGUUUCUUUCAGUUAUCCUUCAAGGCCAACGGUCUCUGUACUACAACGUGUAAGCCUCUCAGUGCAUCCCAAUGAAGUCGUAGCAAUAGUUGGUCUUAGUGGCAGUGGAAAAAGCACAUUGGUAAAUCUUUUACUCCGACUUUACGAGCCAACAAAUGGGCAGAUUUUAAUUGACGGCUACCCUCUUAAAGAGUUGGACAUUGUCUGGUGGAGAGAAAAAAUUGGAUAUGUGGGGCAGGAACCUAAACUUUUCCGCAUGGAUGUCAGUUCAAACAUUAAGUAUGGAUGUAGCAGAGAUGUAGGACAGGAGGAAGUUGAAUGGGCAGCCAAACAGGCUUAUGCUCACGACUUCAUCCUAUCACUGCCCAAUGGUUAUCAAACACUUGUUGAUGACGAUUUGCUUAGUGGGGGACAAAAGCAGAGGAUAGCCAUUGCACGAGCUAUUCUUAGGGAUCCGACUCUUUUAAUUCUUGAUGAGGCCACUAGCGCACUGGAUGCAGAGAGUGAACACAAUGUUAAGGGUGUUCUUCGUGCUGUGAGAAAUGACUCGAAGAUGAAGAGAACUGUCUUAAUUAUUGCACACAGGCUUUCAACUAUUCAAGCGGCUGACCGGAUAGUGGUCAUGGGUGGGGGUCAGAUAGUUGAGAUGGGCACCCACAGGGAGCUUCUCCUAAAGGAUGGCUUGUAUGCAAGAUUAACUAGAAAACAGGCUGAUGCAGUGGCAUGAGACUGCCUACUGAUUUCCAAUUUAGCUAUUUUCAGUGUGCAUGGGUGAAGCAAAUUUUCAUCUGCUGACCCCCACUCAACAUUCUUAGACACAAGAUUUUGUAAAGGGAAAAGGGAAAGAAAAGUAGCAAAUUUAUCACAAUAGCAAUUAUAGCAAUUCAAAAGCCCAUGAAACACUGAAAUUUGAAUGAAAUAAAUGUUUUAAGGCAGAA